UCAGUCAUAGAAAUAAUAUUAUUGAUAAUACCCAGUUCGAGUUACUUAAAUCGAAGUAUAGCCGAAAUGCAGGCUGUUUGUGAGCCAGUGCAGCAGUACGGAAAUCGAAGCCAUCAAGCGGAGUGCAUUCCCCUGGGAAGAUAUCCCGCCUACGGCUCUGAUAUCGAUCCAGAGCAUAAUGACAAGGGUCUUGAAUUCAGCAAUGCCAGCAUCCGGCGGGGGUUCAUCCGGAAGGUGUACCUAAUCCUCUUGGCUCAACUGAUUACGUCAUUAGUGGUCAUCGUGAGUCUGAAUUUCAACAAGAACGUUCGAUUAACGGUGGCUGAAAACUCCUGGAUUUUCCUGCUGGCCAUGUUGAUAGUGUUUGUUUUAUUGGUGUCUCUGGCAUGUAAUGAGGAUCUACGUCGGAAGACACCAGGGAACUUCAUUAUUCUGGGGCUCUUAACCCUAGGUGAAUCCAUUUUAUUGGGCGUGGCAGCAUGUCGCUAUGCACCGAGUGAGAUUUUCAUGGCCGUAUCAAUAACAACAGCAGUUUGCGUGGGACUCACUCUAUUCGCUAUGCAGACCCGUUAUGACUUCACCAUGAUGGGUGGCAUGCUGGUGAGCUUCCUGAUUAUCCUGCUGCUCUUUGGGAUCAUAACGGUAUUCGUCGGCCAAGGUGUCAUGACCACUAUAUAUUGCGCUUUAAGUGCCAUGCUUUUCUCCGCUUACUUAGUUUACGACACCCAAUUGAUGAUGGGAGGCAAGCAUAGGUUCUCUAUCAGUCCCGAGGAAUACAUAUUCGCCGCUCUAAAUAUUUACCUGGAUGUGGUCAACAUAUUCCUGGAUGUUUUACAAAUUUUGGGAGGAUCCGAUGCUUAGAGCAUCCACACAAAUCCCAAAUACAUAGCAUACUUUCCGGCAUUUAUCAGAUUAUUCGCAUCACUGAUUAAAUGUCGAGAAUUAAUAAAUCAAAUUGUGCAGCAUCAAUUGAGCCGAUUAUUUAUGUUUCAGUUCAUAAACUACGAACAUUAUGGCACAACAGGUGCAAAGGCCAACAAAUACUCAACCCCCUUACCCACGCCCACCCCCCAAAUUCGAAUUGUCAAUUAAGUUAUUAGUUCGAGCAAUAAAACUGUCAAGGCCGUAACAACAUUAA
This is a messenger RNA of Drosophila eugracilis, 1138 nucleotides long. It is a transcript of the gene Recs1, whose product is annotated as protein lifeguard 1. Lineage: Eukaryota; Metazoa; Arthropoda; Insecta; Diptera; Drosophilidae. Gene Ontology annotation, cellular component: membrane. The record is from RefSeq and is a predicted model, not a curated record.